AUGCCCAUCCCAAUUAUUGCCCAGGGCAUCCAAGAGGGCAUUGGAUCAAUUCCAUAUGCCUGGCAUGUUCUCCGGGUAGCGCCUUGGGUUCUCGUGCUUGCAGCACUGAAGUACUACUUCGGCGGAGCCCGCAAUACCUCCGAGCGAUUGAUGCACUCGAAAGUAGUCAUGAUCACAGUAUGGCGGCACGUCCGGAAUCGGUGCAACAGUCGCCCAAAACCUGGCCGCCCGCGGCGCCCAAGUGAUCCUGCUCACGCAACAACCCCCUCCGACAUCUUCCUCGUCGAGUACAUUGACGACCUCCGCCGCACAACAGGCAACAACUUGAUAUACGCGGAACAAGUUGACCUUGCCUCGCUACACUCAAUCCGGACCUUCGCCACGAAAUGGAUCGACAACGCCCCACCGCGCCGCCUGGACGCUGUGAUCCUGUGCGGCGGCACAGCGGUGCCCGCGCACGCCCGUAAGAACACCCCUGACGGUAUCGACGAGGAAUGGCAGAUCAACUACCUGGCGAACUUCCACCUGCUCAGCAUCCUCAGCCCCGCGUUGCGCGUGCAGCCUGCCCACCGCGACGUCCGCGUCAUCUUCGCCACCUGCUCCAGCUACAUCGGCGCCAAGGUCGAUCUGGACACGGUGACCCGGGGCGGUAGCGCCAAGGGUGCGAAGAAAGCGAAGCCCGAUAGCAAAAAUAUCUACGCGCUGAGCAAGUUUGCCCUGAUGACUUUUGCCCACUCGUUCCAGCGACACCUGAACGCAUACGCUCGGCCUGACGGUCUGCCGCCGUGCACGCGGGUGCUGGUCGUUGACCCUGGGCUGUCGCGGACCCCAGGCAUGCGGCGCUGGCUGACUGGCGGGUCGCUGUGGGGCCUGCUGGUCUAUCUGCUCACCUGGCCGCUGUGGUGGCUGGUGCUGAAGUCGCCGAGCCAGGGAGCGCAGAGCGUGCUGCACGCGGCGAUGGAGGAGACGUACUCGCGUGGCGAGGGUGGGUGGCUGAUCAAAGAGUGCCGGGAAGUUGACUGCGCGCGGCGGGACGUGAAGGACGAGGAUUUGGGAAAGAGGCUGUGGGAGUUUAGUGAGAAGCAGAUCGAGGAGGCGGAGAAAGAGGGCGCGGUGAAGAGGGCGCUGGAGAAGAAAGAGAAGGAGGCUGAGAAGGGAAAGAAGAGUAGGAAGGAGACGUCUUCGGCGAAGGCGCCGGCAGCAGGGUCGCGGCGGAGUCGGAAGAAUAAGUCCUAG
Molecule: messenger RNA, 1236 nt
Organism: Penicillium macrosclerotiorum
Lineage: Eukaryota; Fungi; Ascomycota; Eurotiomycetes; Eurotiales; Aspergillaceae
Product: putative oxidoreductase
Exons: 2
Coding region: 1-1236 (411 amino acids)
Source: RefSeq, a predicted model, not a curated record